UCCGGAUUCGGUUUUUUGUAGUACUUUUGUUUUCACAGUUUUACUGUACAGGUGUCCGACAAGUAAAAACAAAAGAGAGAGUGAAGAAGAAGUUACCAACUUCGGUUCCGGUUAAAUCAGACAGUCACAAAGUGUUGUCCUACAUUCCUUAAUUUUCCCUCCAAAAUUUCAUUACUCCCCCCACUAUUUUCCCUCCACCUUCAAAAACCCUAACCCUAACCUCUCUCUCGCUCCUCUCUUUCCCAAUUGGUCGUCUUUCUUUUCUCACUUCCGCAUUUCCCACUCCGCCUUCGAUCCUCUCCAUCAAUUUUUCUUCUUUUUUAUCGUAUUUUUGCCUUCUGAAAUUUCAAUGCUUUUUUUUUUCUGGGGUUCCCGUGGAUUCUGAUCUAGUUUCCGAUAUGAGUUGAAAUGGGUUCUCUCUGGAAUGGCGACGAUGAAAUCAUGCCGAUGGAGACAAACUCAGUCGCCGAUUGCGCAGACACCGAGCCCAUUGACACUCAGAUUUCAAGCCCUCCAUCGUCCGAUGAAAAGGGCAAAUCGAGGGAUGCGGAUGAGUUAGUGCGAGACACCGUGCCUUGUAAUGACACUGUUCCAGUUGAAGAUGCAUUUGAAACCCAAAUGGUAGAUUUUGGUGGUGAAACCCAAUUAAUAGAUUUCGGUGGCGAAACCCAAUUAAUGGAUUUUGGUUGGGAAACCCAAGUAAUGGAUUUUGGUGGCGAAACCCAAGUAAUGGAUUUUGGUGGGGAUACACAGGUGAUGGAUUUCGGUAGUGAUACACAAGCAAUGGGUUUUGGUGGUGAAACACAAGUAUUGGAUGAUAUCAACUGCUAUGCGAACAUGGAGGAGACCCAGUUAUUAGAGUUUGAUGAUGUAGUUGUCAGUGACACUGACAGCGAGGAGUCGGAUACAACUGAAGUUUUCGAUGAUAGUAAGGAUCUAAGUGAUGAUGAAUCAGUACAGAGAGGUUCUGGUCAAUUAGUGAAUGAGGAGAAUAUUCGCCGCACUCCUUGUGAAAAUAGUGUAAAUGGGUUAAUGGAGCAAGCCAAUUAUUCAGUCGACGAUCAACACAAUGCAGGGCUCCAUGUUUCUGCUGCAACACCUGUGGUUGAAGGCUCCCCGGAACUGAGACCAGGUUCUGUGCUUAAGCAUUUUACCUCGGUUUGUGCAGCAUCCUUACAGGCCUCUGAUCUAGCAGCUUGCAGUACGGUUUUGAAGGGCACCAACAGGGGUUCAGCCAUAAAUGGAGAAGAAGUCAGGCAGGAACAUGAUUCAAGGAAUGAGAAAAAAUGCGGGACUGGUGGUUCAACAGCGAGAAAACUUUUUCCUGAGGAUUCAGAUGCUGAAAACACGGAAAUUUCUCAUCACAGCGGUAGUGGUGAAGAAGGGGAAGAUUUGCUUCAGUUUCCUUGUAAUUUGGCAGGGUUAAGCUAUGUUGACUCUCAAGAACCAGGUGAAUUAUCACAAGCUAAUGCACUUGAUUUUGUGGAUAAGUUCCUCCAAAAUAAUCUUGACGAGUCUAAUAAAGAAGUUGGCCAUGGAAAGAGUGCUAGGGACACUUCAAAAUUUGUCUCAAGUGCAAAAGGGCCACAAAUAUUGGCCAAGAAAGCCAAUGACAAAAGCAUAGAUAAAGGGAUUUUUGAUUGGGAUGAUAACCGUGAGGAUGAAGAAGGAGGUGAAUUUUUCCGCCGAAGAAAAGCAGACUUCUUUGAUGGUGGAAGCCAUGGGUGGAGAUCUCUACCCCAACCCCAGAAGUCUAAAGGGAAAAGACAGGAGGAGAAGAAGGACCUCAAAACACAAUUACAAGGAAAGAACAAGAUAAUAGGUGUAGUUCAUUCUGAUUCAAAACUAUUGUUACAUAAAUCAAAAGUCGACAAGAAGACAGCACAUGAAGAUGAAAUGAAGCAUAUAAAGAAUCUUGUCAGUGAGUUUGACGAACAGUUCAACAAUGACUCCCCAGGAGAGCAGUUGGAUACUAAUGUUAAUAAGAACGAUGCACCUGAAAUGAUGAAUGUAGGCUUUGAUACUCAAAUGGCAGCUGAAGCUAUAGAAGCCUUGUGUUAUGGUGUAGGGAUUUCCAAUUGUGAUGCUAGUGAUGAAAAUCAAGGUGCUGGAAAGAGUCCUCCUGAAGGUUUGAUGGGAGAAAAAUCAAAGAAUAGAAUUUGUUCAAUGAAACCUUCUUCUCGAAAAAGAGGGCGUUUUACUGAUGCAGGGGUUGCUUCUCGAGAAACUCGACAAGCCAAGAAAACAAGGGUUGGUGCCAGAUUAAGCAAACACUAUUCAAUUUCACCUCUGGAAUUUUCUAAGAAUGCUAGAAAACAGUGUGAAACAGAGGUGGUGAUAACAAAAUCAAAGAAGGGGAAGUCCAUUGGUAAAAAUCAUCUUAACAUCGAUGGGAACAAAAACAUGGAGAAAAUACCUCCUGUUGCUAUUGACCUAAGAACAGAAGGAUCUAUGAAAAAGAAUUUACAACUGGAUGUUGGUACUUUUACACCCAUUGCACGUCGAACAAGACGGUCUAUGGUGGUAAAUCAGUUAAAGAAAGCUGACAAAGCAUCCAGUGAUUGUGGAGAAGAGUCGAGCGCUCAAACAGAGUAUAUUGCAAAGUUUUCAAAGUCGGGUCCCAGUCGAUCCGGAGAAGUUGGAAAUAAUAAACCAAGCCAACACGAUGGUUCAGAUCUCAAAUUUGAAGCUAUUUGCGAUGGCAUCAAAUUGGAUGCUUUAAGCUUCUCCAAAGGGAAAAGAUCUAGGAGAAAGUUAUCUGGUCAGGUUUGUGGGCCUGAUAACUUAAGUGUUCCGUCUACCCCAUUUGUUCAGCCAGACAAAGUUGGACAGCGUGUCACUAGGCACACAAGAUCGCAGGGUGCUGCUCAAAGAAUUUGUGUUGAUGUAAAAUCAACAAGAAGAACCCGAUCAUGUACACGUGGAGACCAGAAUUUGGCUAGAAAGUAUGCACAUCAAAGUUUAAAAAGUGAUCCUGGGAAAGUUCCUCUUCACAAGGAUGGGAGAAUGAUAUCAGAGAUUAUAACUGGUGAAGAGGCAGUUGGAAUUCCUGACAGGAGAAGUGAUGCAAAUCCAUCUUCUGCUACUAAAAUGAGGGAUGAAUCCCCAUUAGGGAAAUGCAAACCAUCGGAUUCAGGUUGUGCUACUCCAGUUAACAGUAAGGUGCCUGCCAUUGACAAUGAUGCAUCUCCAGUUUGUAUGGGUAGUGAAUAUUUCAAACAGACAUGCAAGAAGACCCCUUCAAGGCCAGGUCUUUUGAAAGAAAUCCGUGACUUAAGUGCAAAUGGGAAUACACCAACUUCAGCAUCAAAGGAUUUAAGGAAGAGAGAUAGGACUGAUGUUCGAGUAUUGUAUAGCCACCACUUGGAUGACGAUGUAAUUAAGCAUCAGAAAAAGAUUUUGGGCCGACUAGGAGUUUCUGUAGCAUCCUCUAUGACAGAUGCCACGCACUUCAUAGCAGAUCAAUUCGUGCGUACAAGGAAUAUGUUAGAAGCUAUUGCUGCUGGAAAACCAGUGGUAACGCAUUUAUGGCUUGAUAGCUGUGGACAAGCUAGUUGUUUCAUCGAUGAGAAAAACUAUAUACUAAGGGAUACUAAGAAGGAGAAGGAGUUCGGUUUUAGCAUGCCAGCUUCGUUGGCACAUGCAUGCCAGCAUCCACUUCUGGAGGGUCGUAAAGUCUUCAUCACCCCAAAUACGAAGCCUGGUAAAGAUAUAAUUUCAAGUCUGGUCAAAGCAGUUCGUGGCCAGGCUAUAGAAAGAAUUGGUAGAUCUGUUUUGGAGGCUGAUAAAAUUCCUGAUGAUCUGUUGGUUGUAUCUUGUGAAGAAGAUUAUGAAAUCUGUGUGCCUUUACUCGAAAAAGGAGCUACAGUUUACAGCUCAGAGUUGCUAUUGAAUGGGAUUGUUACUCAGAAGCUGAAGUUUGAAAGGCAUCGCCUCUUUACAGAUCAAGUUAAGAAAACCCGUUCCACCAUAUGGCUGAGGAAAGAUGGCAACAAGUUCCUCCCUGUGACGAAAGAUAGAUGAGGAAUUAUAUUUGUUCCAUCUUUUUUCCUCCUUCACAGCCAGGCGUUUUCAUUGUGAUGAUGUGCAUUACUAGUUGAGUUUUCCCUGUAAAAAUCUCCAUGUUGUAUAUAACCGUACUACUUGCAAAUAUGUGAAAAGGUUUCUUUGUUCUCCCUUUUUAA
Messenger RNA from Pyrus x bretschneideri (Chinese white pear), 4184 nucleotides. RefSeq lists its product as uncharacterized. The transcript is spliced from 10 exons. NCBI's taxonomy places the organism in Eukaryota, Viridiplantae, Streptophyta, Magnoliopsida, Rosales, Rosaceae. Bases 409 to 4023 code for a protein of 1204 amino acids. The record is from RefSeq and is a predicted model, not a curated record.